Bombus impatiens (common eastern bumble bee) is the source of this 1073-nucleotide messenger RNA. It is a transcript of the gene Archease, whose product is annotated as protein archease-like. Lineage: Eukaryota; Metazoa; Arthropoda; Insecta; Hymenoptera; Apidae. Gene Ontology annotation, cellular component: tRNA-splicing ligase complex. The transcript has 4 exons. Gene Ontology annotation, biological process: tRNA splicing, via endonucleolytic cleavage and ligation. The coding region runs from base 100 to 567 and encodes 155 amino acids. The record is from RefSeq and is a predicted model, not a curated record.
AUUAUCUCGUACACGCACAACCGGGACUGCCAUUGAUUAAACCUGUCAGAGAAUCAGCUGAUCGGUUAUUCACGUACGUGAGAUCAGCUGUGCGCAAUCAUGGACACGUUAAGCGAAGAAGAUUUUGUGAUACCUCCGGCUAAAUACGAAUAUUUGGACCACACGGCUGAUGUGCAACUGCACGCAUGGGGCAAUACCAUGGAAGAGGCUUUCGAGCAAUGUGCGGUGGCCAUGUUUGGGUACAUGACGGAUUUAGAGCGAGUUCAAAUGACACAGUUACAUUACGUAGAAGCGGAAGGACACGAUAUGGAAAGUCUUCUUUUUCAUUUCCUCGACGAAUUGUUAUUCAUGUUUAGCGCCGAACCGUUUAUCGUUGCGAAGAAAGUGAAGAUUACUAAUUUCGACCGCGAGAACUUCAAGAUCUCUGCGACGGCGUUAGGAGAAGAGUUCACGAUCGGCAAACAUACGCAAAACGCCGAGGUGAAAGCGAUUACGUACUCAGCGAUGCAGAUCCUCGAUCGUCCUGAAUCAGAACGUCCCGAACUUUUCGUGAUCGUAGACAUAUAGCCGUUUCGGGUUCAGUUUGGUGUCUUGUUUGAUUUCUUGGCGCCCCCGUGUAAUUUGGCUCGGGUUAAGGCUUGAGACAGAACAGUAUGUAGGAACGUAUGAAUACAGAAGCAAGAAGGGAGGGUAUAUACCCUCUCUUACGUCCUACGUAGGGUACGAUCCUUUUGUACUUGCGUAGGGUUCAAAUAAAUACGUUAUGAAGAAAACACCGGGCUCCCUUCUUGGCGAUCCAUAAGUACGUAGUAACGUACCAUGGAACCCUGCGUUUUGUGGAGGAUACCGCUCAAAAACUUUAUACCACCAAUGUAUAACCGUACACAAUUUAUUUAAGUAACGUAAACAUUUUGGUUGUUAAUUCUUUAUAUAUUGCAUCUAUAUCAACAAAUGUUUGAUUGUUGUCGAAAGCUGUUAAUAGUAACUUAUAAAUGCUAGACACGUAUCAUAAGUAUUAUAUAAGAAUGUUUGUAUAUUUUUAUAAACAUAUAAUAAAGAUGUUUUUUAUGUUU